Messenger RNA from Chironomus riparius, 2734 nucleotides. Lineage: Eukaryota; Metazoa; Arthropoda; Insecta; Diptera; Chironomidae. The record is from the annotation of a GenBank genome assembly.
CAAAAUUGUUGAUUUUCUGAUGUUUUUUUAUUCAGAUUUUUUGUUAUUGCUGAAUUAAGUGAAAUUGAGGCAGUAAAAAAUGCCUAGUUGGGUGAAUAAUGGCUCGAAUGGACAAGAUCCAUCAAAACAAAGAAAGAGAUGGGAGAUAGAGGACAAGAAACUGCUGAAAAACUUAAGAUAUCAAUUGGCUGAAGAUGGCAAUUCAGAUUGUCAGUUUGAGCUGGCCAAACAGUUAUUGGAAGAUACAGAUGAUUUAGAUCCAAAUAGACAAGUUCAGGGAAUUAGCUACCUCAAAAAGGCAGCAGAGCAAGGACAUGAAUUGGCAUUGGAACUACUUGGAGCUUGCUAUCGAACAAGACGUGGAAUUAAUGCAUCAAAUGAAAGUGAUAUAAGGAAGUUCUUGGAUUUAACACCUUCAGAGAGAACAGCAAGACGUGCUGCACAAGAAUUAUUCAAUAGUUUAUGUAACGGAAAUGAGUAUGUUACUGUUGAGCAGCUGGAACGAAGAAUGAGGGAAAUUUAUAAGAUCCAGAAGAAGAAUAAAAAGUCUGAUGAGCAUGAAAAUGGAGAGUUAUCAACAAAAGAAGAAGUUGAGCAAGCUAGUGGAAGUAACAAUUCGUCACCAUUGCGAGUUCAAGCAUCUAGAAGAUCACAGCAUUUCGAUGACAAUGAUCAUCAUAUAUCGGAAGCUAAUUUAUUGUCAGCAGCUCAUAGCUACUCAAAUGGUCAUAUUCCGCUAGUCAAUCAAGCUCUCACAUUAUCAGCUCCACAUCCACAAUCAUUAUCUCAUGUGCCAUACUUUCAUCGUCCAUUUUUUCAUCCAGCAAUGUUCUUUUCACUUUUUUAUCAUCGUCUUGUCAAGAUAUUCUCAACAUUUCCAACAGAGACUAUCAAAAAAUAUCAAGUACUUAUCGCCUUAGUCAUCUAUGCAUUAAUAUCUAACAAUAUAUUCAUUUCAUUACCAACUUUUGGAUACUAUUUAUCACUAAUCAUCAUGGUUGUUGCUAGCUUCAAAAUGGUUAAAAGUAAGCAUGAGUUUACUGACUUCAGAAUCUGGUCUGGACUGUUUCUAUCCUACAAUGAGAAUGUCUACGCUGAUGACUCGGAGAAUUUAUAUCUGAGGAACAACUUGAAGCCAUACUUUUGGUUCUUCAUAGCAUUUAUAUCAAAUUUGAUGAUUUAUCCUCACAUUGCUGAUCAAUGGCUGCCAAAUUCAGAAAUUACAGUCCUAUCAUUCAUGCUGAUAUUCACGACAAUGUUCUGCUUUAUGUACACAUCAUCAAGAAGCUUUGAUUUCACAAUUCUAUUCUCUUUUGCACUUAAUGUCUUGGCUAAAUAUCCAUAUGAAAUGGACUCGAUUGUGAGCAGCAAAUGGAGAUUUUUGGAUCUUAAAAUUCCCGGUAUAUCAAGCUUCAUGAUUGGAUCAGGCAUAGAAUUCUCAAUGAAUUGUCGCGGCAUGCUCUAUUUGGCAAUUUUCUUAUUUAUUCUGAUGCUUGCAAAACGUAAGAAUUGGAGUGGAAUCUAUCAAUAUUUAGUUCCGCAUUGUGUAACGCUUGCGUGGCUUCAAAUUUGCAUCAUCAAUUCUCAAUCAGCAACAACUUUUGGACUAUUACGCUCUGCUUUAGGUCUUGCAGGAAUUCUCUUCUUUUUACCAAUUUUUGGACUUGCUGUGCUCUUGAUUCCAGUCUUUGCAGCUACUGAAUGGCUUUCUGUGUCAGAUUCAACAAACAAAAUUUUCAUUACACUCUCAACAAGUCUCGUUGCCAUCUUAGGAUCAUGCUUUAUGGCCAUUUCUAAUCGUACUGGAAAAUACAUAACAUUUAUUCACAUUUCAAUUUGUAUUCUUGGAAGUUUCUUUCUGUUCCGUCCGUACAUGAUGAGAAAUGACAACAAUUUGUAUUCGUCAUACCUUCAAGAAGCAGCAGCAACAACAACAAAGUCGUCAAGCAUUAUUGACUCAAUUGAGAGCGAAUCAUUAAGUUGGGAAAUUUAUCAUAAAUACUGCCAUUCUACGUCAUACUCUAAUAAAAUUGAUAUGCAGCUACGAUGCAGUCAACUUGAUGGAACAAACAUUUUUUGGGAGGGAACUGUUACAGACACAGAAAUUAGCAAUGUUCGUAAUUGGAGAAGAGAUUUAAUCAUUAAUUAUCUCCCUGACCUUAUUGGAAACCUUGUCAUGUGCUAUUUUGGAGAUGUAAAUCAGGCAAAUUGCUUUGAUGGCGAGAACUGUGAGAUUAAAGACUAUAUUGACACACAAAGGCGAUGCAAUGUUGAUAAAUGGAAUAUCUAUGAAUAUGAAAUUGAAGUGAAAAUGUCGUCAUCGUCAAAUACUGGAAUUCUCAAUCUUCAUCCACGUCCGGAAUCAAAAAUCAUACUUCGAGCUUCACAUCCAUUUGGCAAUUUUUCAUCCCGUAUUAAUUCAUCUGACAAAAUUUGGUUCAAAGGAACUCUCAAGACUUUAUUUACAUCUAAAUCUGACGAUCUCUUAAACUGUAAAUUUCAUCAAUUUACUCGAAUAGAACUAAAUUCACUUGGAUGUCAUCACUGCACUGAGAAAUCCUUAUCGACUGUAUCUAUUGCAACUUAUUUCAACUUAGAUAAUUAUCUUAAAGAUUUCCAACGCGGAGUUAAAUAUUUAUUAAAUGUACUAUUUAAUCCUUUAGUAAGAUUCAAAUAGGUUAGUUCUAUUAAUAAUAUUAAUAAAAAUUAUAUCUGAUGAUCAAUGUUCAAGAAA